CAUCUACACAUCUAUACAGAACCCUAAAGCGAUACAACGUGAACCAUACCAUAUAGCAGUAUACCCGUCGAUAUCGGGAUGUCGAAUCCCUCGUCAUCAGGCUCGAUAACGUCUCUACUGAACUCCCUCCAUACCCAUCUACAGUCUCAAACACAACUUCUCCCCACCCUCCAUGCCCAGCUCGGACUCCCAGAUACGGCGCUCGCAGAUGAGCUUUCCACACUGCAACAGUCUUUGACCAAAUGCGUGGAAGAUCAGAUCGAUGGUAGGAGGAAAGAGGUCGGGCUUUGGAUUGGAAAGUGCGAGAGUGUCGAGGAGGAAUGUGCAAGAUACUGUCUAGCAUUGGGGAGUGAUGCAACUUCGAAGGGGGUGACGGGAAGUGUUGCUGAUGCGCGGAAGGAACCGGUUUUGCCGACGAGGCAUGGGAUGCUCGUCGAGUUGCAAGAGAAGCUAAGACAGCGAUACCACACGAAGUUUGAACAACUCCUCACCAUUACAAGCCGUCUCAAAGCACUGUCUCGAACUCUAGAACCCGGAUUCUUUUCCCCCGACGUACUAGAGCCAAAGACUGCAGGCGACGAGGACAAUUAUGAUUCUGCUAGUCAUCGAGACGUAACUCCAGAGCGAUUCUCUUUACUUGAGAAGGAACUUGUGCGAGGGAAGACCGAAAUGGCCAAGCGAGUGGCACACCUACAAGAAACAUUCGUGCAAAUAGACUGGCUCUACACAGAACUGGGCCUUGCACCCCCCGCCGUCGAAGAUGUCCCACCUACGAACAACCUACCCUUGCCUUCCCUCUUCACCCGCCCAUCAUCGGCCGCCAGUGCCUCCUCCAGCAACCUCGAUCCAUUCCUUCCCUCAACGCCCACCCCCGGAUCGCGCACCGCAUCCAAGUCAUCCACAUUCUCCAGACCCACGCGCUUCUCUUCUGCCUCUUCGGAUCCAAUGGAAGACGAAGAUCACAUCCAUGAACAGAUUUUCGCCCGUUUCUCUGUCUUGCUCGAGCAAUCAGAUGCAGCAGCACCCACGCCACCACUCGAAAUCGAGCCCACUCCCGCACUCAUCAACUGGUCACAUUCUCUCCUCUCUUCUCUCUCCGACCUCAAACGCCGUCGCGAAGCCCGUAUCCAAUCGAUGUACGAUCAGCUAGAGGCACUGUGGCGAAGGAUGGGGAUCGAUGACGCAGACAUGGAUGGAUUCGUGGAGGCUAACAGGGGCAGUACGGAGGACACGGAGAGGAUGUACGAGGAGGAACUGGAGAGGAUGCUGGAGUUGAAACGGGAGAAGAUGAGCUCGUUUGUGGGGAGUGCGAGGCAGGAGAUUGAGAAGCUUUGGGAUGAGAUGAUGGUCGGUGAGGACGAGAGGAAGGAGUUCGCAUCGUUCUAUGAUGACCAGCAUACUGAAGAACUGCUCGUCAUGCACGAGGAGGAGAUCAAGCGUUUGAAGGACGAGAAAAGGAUGAAGGCGCAUCUUUUGGGAAAGGUCCGGAAGUACUUCGACAUCUGUGAAGAGGAAAAGGAGCUCGCUGCUGCUGCCUCAGACCAGACCCGUUUACUUGGGCGUGGUCCACGAGAUCCGGGACGACUCCUUCGAGAAGAGAAGAUGCGGAAGAGGGUCCAAAAGGAGAAGCCCAGACUUGAGCAAGAUCUUCUAGCUUCAUUACCUGCCUGGGAAGCAGAGGCACAGCGUCCCUUCCUCGUCCACGGCGAGCGUAUGCUCGAUAUCCUCAACGCCCUCCACCCCUCCGACUCGAAUCCCUGUCCCGGCGAUAAAGAGAACAAACGUAGACCGGCUACUCGAUCUCAGUCUCGAGCCGGCUCUGUUCCUCCACGUUCCACCACGCCAUCCAAUAGUGGUCAUUCAGGCUACGCUCCUACCACAAGCAAAGGCGCAGGCGCUGUGACACCCGCUAUUCGUCCACGGUCAGCUAUGAGUAGCUCAAGACCUGCACCUGCGAAGAAACCAAGAUUGGGCGAUUCGACAUCGAGCUCAAAUGGAUCUGGCGCUAGCAAGAUCGCCGGUCCUUCUUCGAUGUCCCGAAGCGGCACUGCGUCAUCACUUCCUCGACCAAUAGCUAUUCCGGCCUCUAGAUCAGUCAGCUCACAAUAUCCGUCCACAGGCCACCCACGAAUACCAUCUGCCUCGAAUAAUCUUUCGAAGAGCACAUUUGGUGGAUCGACCUCGAAGACUGUGUCGGGCAUGUAUGCAGGAGUAGCAGGAUUGAAUCAAUCGCGGGUGGCCAGAAAACCAGACCCGGCUGUUGUGAAGCGGAAGGCUGAGAGGGCCCGCAGGGAAAGUUUCAGACCUAGGCCGAGUCUAGAUGCGGAUUUGAGGAUAGUUGUAGGGAAGUAUAGUGGUGGAGAUGAGGCGGUCAAGGAGGAGGAUGAGGAUUGAUGUUGAGUACUAUCUUUGGUUCUUUAGCUCUUAUCUCGGAGAUGCCUCUAAUCUUUGUGCGGCAGUUUCAUUUCGUUUUGUACCAUUAUCUCAAGCUAUGAGCCGUUUGAUCUACUUACUAUGUGAUCUAUCUCUUCC
Molecule: messenger RNA, 2532 nt
Organism: Stereum hirsutum FP-91666 SS1
Lineage: Eukaryota; Fungi; Basidiomycota; Agaricomycetes; Russulales; Stereaceae
Exons: 5
Coding region: 79-2394 (771 amino acids)
Biological process (GO): microtubule cytoskeleton organization; mitotic spindle midzone assembly
Cellular component (GO): cytoplasm; mitotic spindle midzone; spindle
Molecular function (GO): microtubule binding
Source: RefSeq, a predicted model, not a curated record